This is a messenger RNA of Gadus chalcogrammus (walleye pollock), 2684 nucleotides long. RefSeq names its product protein kinase (cAMP-dependent, catalytic) inhibitor gamma (gene pkig). Gene Ontology annotation, molecular function: cAMP-dependent protein kinase inhibitor activity. Gene Ontology annotation, cellular component: nucleus; cytoplasm. The transcript is spliced from 3 exons. NCBI's taxonomy places the organism in Eukaryota, Metazoa, Chordata, Actinopteri, Gadiformes, Gadidae. The record is from RefSeq and is a predicted model, not a curated record. Bases 188 to 427 code for a protein of 79 amino acids. Gene Ontology annotation, biological process: negative regulation of cAMP-dependent protein kinase activity.
CGGGGAGCCUUCAGCGGGCUGAAGACCUGCUGGUGGAGCUGAAGUCCUCCUGGUGGAGCAGUCUUGUGUCUCGUUAGCGGGGGAUCUGGAAAACAAAGGGAGCCAUUAAUGCCAUUUGGACAUUGUAACAGGUGGAUAACAAGAUCCUUCCGAAUUAAGGUGUUAUGAGAGCGCUGGUCAUGGCCAGAUGAUGGACGUGGAGACGUCUUACUCAGACUUCAUCACCUGCGAUCGCACCGGCCGCAGGAACGCCGUGCCUGACAUCGCAGGGGAGGGCGGGGCUGCAGCCGGCAGCACUAGCGAACUGACCAAAGACAUGGCCCACAUGGACCUAAAGAACCCCGAAGGCGCCGUGGGGCCCCCCCCUGCACCACAGGGAGAAGGCUCCCCCAGCCAGGAGGCCCAAGAACCCACGGGGCCCACCUGAGGCCCUCCAUGGCUGUCGGGAGGGGGCGCAGAGAAGGAGAGGGACAUGGCACGACCCAAGGACAGAGACUCUUUACUACUCACCGUCCACCGGCUUGUGCAGUGUGUGUGUGUGUGUGUGUGUGUGUGUGUGUGUGUGUGUGUGUGUGUGUGUGUGUGUGUGUGUGUGUGUGUGUGUGUGUGUGUGUGUGUGUGUGUGUGUGUGUGUGUGUGUGUGUGUGUGUGGAGAGACACUUGCCAGGUAUUUUUGACUCCUGCAGUGAGGUUAUAACGUGGAUGGCCGUUUAGGAGAAAGCACAGGAACUUAUCAGACUUUAAGACCUGUGUGUGUGUGUGCCCAGAGUGAUAUUUAUGACAACACUUUAAAAGGUCCCAGCAGCCUCUGUGGAUCAUGAACGUCAUAACCUCCAUCAUAUUAUUACUCAAUGUUGUUUUAGUUAAAUUGUGUUCUUGUACAAUUGUAAUCAUUUUUCUCUCAGUAAGCAUAACACUUAACAUUGUACUGUACCAUACCACGUUCAUAUUUAUUGCAAGAUGUUCAGCGAUAUCUUUGUAAUAGGAUUUUUCUUUGUCAAAUAAAAUAAAAAACCCAAAUGUAUAAUGUGAAGGUCAUACUUGAUAUUUUCUAAAACCUCUUCAUUUUUACACAAUGGAGAAUUUGCAUAGUACCUUGAGCGGUAUGAACAUGUGAAACCUUAAUAAGUAAAGCAGCAUUAAUGGAUGUAUGAGCCAUGUUUCCUCACUGUUAUUGAAUCAGCUUGGUUUACACAGGAACAGGAAGCUGCUGUUUACAUUUCCUGUCUGGAAUGAGCAGGUAACCAUUUUAGUUGAAUCCUAUGAGGUAAAGAAAGGAUUGUGUUUAGGAACUCUGUGUUCCCCUUCCUAACUUGGUCAAAGUUAAACAACUCGGAAUCUAGUUUGGCCUUGCAUAAUAUAAGGACGAUGUUCAUUUCUUUAAUGACUUUAAGUAUGACUUCCUGAAAAUCUUAAAGAGCAACAAUAUUUUACAAGAAUCCAUAUUUUAUUGGAGCCUUUACAUAAUGUGAGAAUAGUAAACAAGUGCUUUUCUUCCAUCAGUCAGUGUAAUACAAAUUAAGAUUUGAUAUAGAAGAUACUUUAAAAGAACAGUUUUGUUUAACUGGAGUCUUCCUGAAAUGCAUGUCCGCCAUUAAGUAACAUCAACACUUAGUGCGACAUCUACAGUUGAGAAGUAGGAUAACAUUACCCAUUAGCUAGUUUUACCUGAGAAAUGUGGCUAUUUUUAUAGCAUUCAAUGUUAUCCCAUAGGCACAUAAUUAGUUAUUUAUAUUAACAGAAAAUGCAGUGAUUUAUUACAAGAAUGAAGAAAAGAGGCUUGCAUUAAAAUUGAGUUUUAGCUGUAAAAAUAUGAUCCAACACUGCUGCACAGCACCCUGCCGGUGGCAUGUAUUAAUAAUUAUGAACUAUUCUUCGAGUCCAUUCAUCUAGAGAGUCAGGUGGAGAUGGGCUCACAGAUCUGACUGGUGCACAACCAGUCAAUUGAUUUCCGAUGACUCCAUCAUACACACGCUGCUUCAGAAGCCGGUGGACUUCUGCAUGCCGUAGGCCUCGUAGAGUUUGGUGAGCAGCGCCUUCUUCUCCUCCUCGGGUAAGAAGCACGACUCAGCUGCACAGAUAUUCUAUAACCACAAGUAAGCAAAGCAGCAGUCGGAUAUAGGUUGGUUUUCGUUCUGAUCAUCUCUAACGUCUAAAGAGCAACCUGCCAGGUUGGCAUGUCUGCUUAAUGUGGGGAAAUGGAUGGAGCUCAUUACUCAUUACAUUACUUAUUAACAUUGAGGGCAUUUAGCAGACGCUUUUACCCAAAGCCACUUACAAUAAGGACAUUAAGUACCUCACCCUAACUCUUAACAACAAUAUAUCACUGUUUGUACAGUAAGGAUGUUCAUAGAACAAGUGCCAAGAGAUAAAAAUCGCUAUGUUAACUCAUUCUCUGUUUACAACAAAGAUAGCUAGGACAAGAUGCUACACAACUAAGUACUAUUUUGAAGUGCCAGGACGUACAACAUACAAUAAGCGUAUGGGAGGGGGUGGCUAUGCAGAGUCUCGGUGACCUCUGACUUAAAAUGAGAGCGGGCCUUGUGUUUGUAGUGCGAUGCGCAGACGUAGACCCUUCACCUCAGCAUCAUGAACUUGAAGGCUUAAGGCUCUGCGGCUUUGAUGUUGAGCUUUUACUUUCUAGAGGAGCUUGUCUCCACAAGUCAAUUUACGCACAAGUUGGU